Molecule: messenger RNA, 3134 nt
Organism: Megalops cyprinoides (Indo-Pacific tarpon)
Lineage: Eukaryota; Metazoa; Chordata; Actinopteri; Elopiformes; Megalopidae
Gene: lmf2a
Product: lipase maturation factor 2a
Exons: 14
Coding region: 69-2207 (712 amino acids)
Biological process (GO): protein maturation
Cellular component (GO): endoplasmic reticulum membrane
Source: RefSeq, a predicted model, not a curated record
CCGUGUAGAAACGACGUGGCCUGUGUCUCUCCCGCAGAAAAGAAACGGUGACAGGCAUUGACACAAACAUGGGGGAUAUAAGGCUGCCGAGGCACAUGUUUCUGUGGAGCGUAUCUGUUAUUUACAUGCUUGCCUUCGCAUCUCUCUACGUUCAGAUACCAGGUCUCUAUGGAAACGAGGGGAUCCUGCCGGCGCGCUGGCAGAUGCGCUACACAGGGAAGCCGCUGCUGCAGCAGCUGCAGGACGCGCCCACGCUGCUGUGGCUCGGCCCCCAGGCUGGCCUCGACACCCAGCAGGGCAUGGAGCUCCUCUGCCUGCUGGGGGCGCUGCUGGCCUUCGGCGCCAUGGUGCUGGAGCCCCUGCGGGACUGCCUGGUGUUCCUGUGUCUGUGGCUGCUGUACCUGUCCCUCUACCAGGUUGGUCAAGUCUUUCUCUACUUUCAGUGGGACAAUCUCCUGCUGGAGACAGGCUUCCUGGCCAUCCUGAUUGCACCUCUCAACUUGUUUCGGGGGAAGUCCUCCUUCAAGCUCCAUGACGGAAUCACCUUCUGGCUGGUCCGCUGGCUGCUGUUCCGGCUCAUGUUUGCCUCGGGCGUGGUCAAGCUCACCAGCCGCUGCCCCACCUGGUGGGGCCUCACAGCCCUGACGUACCACUAUGAGACGCAGUGCAUCCCCACCCCACUGGCCUGGUUCGCCCACCAGCUGCCUGUCUGGUUCCAGAAGCUCAGCGUGGUGGGCACAUUCGUCAUCGAGAUCGCCUUCCCCUUCCUCUUCUUUGCACCAAUCAGGUGCCUGCGGCUGGGGGCCUUUUACUUGCAGGUCCUGCUCCAAGUGCUCAUCAUUUUAACAGGAAACUACAACUUCUUCAACCUCCUCACCCUCACCCUGUGCUUCUCCCUGCUGGACGACGACCAGGUGCACUCCUGGCUCGGGCGUGGCAAGAAGAAGAAGGCCAAGAGUUGGCCUGAAACACUGGUCUCAUGGACCACCCUCCUGAUCGAGCUGGGAGUCUAUGCUUUCAUCAUCUACUUGUCCAAAUUAUAUUUUGAGUUGGAAAUCAACUGGAAUAACAAAAAUGUAUCCUCAAAAACUGCAUUCACCUACCAUGAGUUUAACCAGUUUCUGAAGACAGUCACUGUUCCCAGCAUUUGGAUUGGAGUGCUGUCUUUGACCUGGGAAGUGGUCACAGCCAUGUUCAAGUGUGCCUGUGUGAGAGGCUUCUUCUGGAAACUCUGGGCAACUCUCCAGUGGGCCAUCAUGGCCACUGCUGCUGCAGGCGUGUUCGCUGUGAGCGUGGUUCCCUACACCUACAUUGAGUAUGAGUCCAACAGUAAUAUCUGGCCAGGUGUGAGGAAGGUGUAUGAAGCUGUGGAUCGCUACCAGGUGGUCAACUCCUACGGUCUCUUCAGGAGGAUGACUGGGGUCGGGGGACGGCCAGAGGUGGUGAUCGAGGGCAGCAUGGACAGAGUGACCUGGACGGAGAUCGAGUUCAUGUACAAGCCGGGCAAUGUGAGCGCGCCCCCCCCAGUGGUGGCCCCCCACCAGCCGCGCUUGGACUGGCAGAUGUGGUUCGCUGCCCUGGGCCCCCACACCCACAGCCCCUGGUUCACCAGCCUGGUGCACCGCCUGCUGCAGGGCAAGAGGGACGUGAUUGAGCUGAUCCAGACAGACGUGUCCCAGUACCCCUUCAGUCAGCAGCCCCCCGCCUUCCUCCGCGCCCAGCUCUACAAGUACUGGUUCACCGAGGCCAGUGAGGAUGGGUCGCCUCCUCAGCAGUGGUGGAGAAGGCAGUACGUGGAGGAAUUCUAUCCCACAGUGCACCUGGGAGACCCUGUCCUGGAGGGCCUGCUCAGUCAGCACGGGCUGAAGGAUAAGGGUGUGGUCAGGCGUGCUGCAGACACCGCGCUGCCCCGGGCCCUGAGGCAGGUGAGGGAGGGGGUUCGAGGCCUGCCCGCCCCCCUGCUGCUUGGCUCCCUGUUCAGCACUGGGGCGGCCAUCUGCCUCCUGAAGGUGCUGUUCUCCGGGACCCCUGCGGGCAGCCGGCCCAAACCCGCCCCUGCGGAACCAAAGAGCAGGAAGCCCAAGGAGGAGUCCCCACCCGCCCCCGAGAAGGAACCCAAGGAGGAGUGCAAGCCCAGCGAGGGAGAGAGGGAGAACUCGGAGGAGAGAGCGCUGGACUCUGACAGGAGCCCCAGGAAGAGGAAGUGAUGCGGCGGUGCGGCUCCUAAGUCAGGAAGCAGAAACGAGUGCCAAUCCCAAGUGCCCUUUCAUCUGCCAAUCCUGUCAAAGCACCGCCCACCCCCACGCUGCCCCUCUUCCCCACACAAACACACAUUCAUUAAUGCCUUGCACUUCUAGCUAUCAUAUGCCAGGGUGGUGAUGCUGCACAGUGAGCUGAACGUACCCCAGGCUAACUUCUGAAUGUCAGCAAUACAACAGCACUUGCAAAGGGCUGCUUGCACAGGCCUUUCUAUUGAUCUCCAUCCAAACAGCAGGCCUCUUUAAUGCCUGACUCCAGGGAAAGAGAACCUCCAGUGCUUCUCUUCAUCAGUCUUUAGUUUUAUGUUUUCCAUUCAGGGAUUUCCUCCAGGUUCACUUCUGUGGCUGUGGGACAUUGUCUGUCAGCACUGUCCAACCUGAGGAAGGUCUCUCCUCUUCCUCUCUGUACACAGAAGCUGUUCCUGCUUUCUAAGGUCAGCCUGUCUAAUGUCUCUCCCUGCCUGCCACACCUGCCUGAAUGUCAGGAUUGCAGCCAUUGUCAUGGUAAAUUCUUCCCUGCUGUUGAGACUAGGUUAGGCCUAGAUAUGUAUAUUAAUGUUACAUUGUUUGUAAUACGAGAUUCAGAAUCUUCUGCUGCAUUCAUAUUUUUUCGACCAUAUGUGACUUCAGAGCUUCAGGACAUCACUGCUUUGCCUUUUGCCAGCCUGCUGCCUUCUUUUUGCCACAGGUUUGCUUAAUCUCAAGCAGAUUCUACAAAGCGUUGAACACUUUGAAAGUGUUGAGCAAGUGUUGAGUAGUAGUUUUUCAGAGUGUUUUAUAAGGUGGCCUACCUUGGCGCCAUGGAGACAGCACCUCAGGUCCAGCGCCUCAUGCUUGUGUUGAUGAGGGCAGAGGAGUUAUCAGUGGCAUGCUGUC